Messenger RNA from Myiozetetes cayanensis, 766 nucleotides. It is a transcript of the gene TAC3, whose product is annotated as tachykinin precursor 3. The transcript is spliced from 5 exons. NCBI's taxonomy places the organism in Eukaryota, Metazoa, Chordata, Aves, Passeriformes, Tyrannidae. The record is from RefSeq and is a predicted model, not a curated record. Bases 236 to 616 code for a protein of 126 amino acids.
ACCACCACUGCCCACCGCCGCUGCCCACCGAUCCUCCAAGCAUCCCUGCUCUGCAGCCACCCGUGACGAGGGUCCCUCGGCCCCUGACCACGCACCAGGCAGCACCGGAGGGCUCGGCAGAGCCCGGUCCGGUCCCGGGCUCGUCCCGGGCCGCCCCGUCGAGAGGGCACCGGCUCGGGGCGGCCCCGGACCCCGCCGCUCCGCCGCUGACUGCGCUCCCAAACCCCCGCCGAGGAUGAGGAGCCGCCCGGUGCUGGCGGUGCUGCUCGUCCUGGCGCUGCCGCUCGCCCUCGCCCGCCGCCGCCCCGCCGCCGCCCCGCAGGGUCCCGCGCCCCCCGCCCAGGGGAUGCCCGACCCGGAGCCGCUGCCCUGGAGCGCCCGCGGCAGCCCCGGGGCCGCCGCCGCUGCCGCCGCCGCGCUGGAGCUGCUGCGGGAGGAGGGCGCCGGUCCCCCCGCGGCGCCGCAGAAGCGGGACAUGCACGAUUUCUUCGUGGGGCUCAUGGGCAAGCGGGCGGCGGAGCCCGGGCGAGCGGCGGGGCGGGGAGAGGGCGGCCCGGCCCCCCGGUGCUCACCGGGGACCCCCGCGCCCGGUCAGGCUCCGCUGCGAGCCCUAUGAGUCGCGGGACGAGCCCCCCACGCCCGGGGGCCGCGGGACCGGCUGUGGGGGCGUCCCGGGCGCCGCCGCCCACGGAGCCAUCGUGGGACCCCUCCGGGAGCGCGGCCGUCCCGCUCCGCGCGCGUGUCCGCGCACCCGUGUAUACCCUCA